Messenger RNA from Sebastes umbrosus (honeycomb rockfish), 3580 nucleotides. Its product is annotated as guanine nucleotide exchange factor VAV3-like. The record is from RefSeq and is a predicted model, not a curated record. Gene Ontology annotation, molecular function: protein binding; guanyl-nucleotide exchange factor activity. Gene Ontology annotation, cellular component: cytoplasm; plasma membrane. The transcript is spliced from 27 exons. Bases 231 to 2738 code for a protein of 835 amino acids. Gene Ontology annotation, biological process: cell migration; intracellular signal transduction; regulation of GTPase activity. NCBI's taxonomy places the organism in Eukaryota, Metazoa, Chordata, Actinopteri, Perciformes, Sebastidae.
UGGAAAUCUGACAGCAGAAGGAAGGGGAAGUUGACAGUAAGAGCAGAGAGAGAGGGGGUUUCUCAUAUAAGCUGCAGCAGCUCAGUGCGUCCUCCAGAGGCGAUGCUGGAGUCUGGAGAGACGAGCGCUGCUGCCAUCAUGCCGUGCACAGCAGGCUUAAAACAGGGACAAAGUUUAUACAUUGAGCAUUAACCUGCUGCUUGUUUAUCCACCGCUCUUCAGACAGUAACAUGGAGUACUGGAGGCAGUGUGCGAUGUGGCUGAUCAGCUGCAACGUGCUGCCGGAGAAGCACCGUGUGACCGCGGACACGUCGCAGGUGUUCGACCUGGCUCAGACUCUGCGGGACGGGGUGCUGCUCUGCCAGCUGCUCAACAACCUGAGACCUCUCACCAUCAACCUGAAGGAGAUCAACCUCAGGCCACAGAUGUCACAGUUCCUAUGCUUGAAGAACAUCCGCACCUUCCUGACGUCUUGCUAUGAGGUGUUUGGGAUGAAGAAAAAGGACUUAUUUGAAGCCUUCGACCUCUUCGAUGUUCGAGACUUUGGAAAGGUUAUGGACACUCUAUCCAAGCUCUCCUACACAGCUAUUGCACAGCAAGGAGGAUUCAAGCCGUUUCCAACAGAGGAGAGCCUACAAGACGAGGGCAUUUACAAUAAUCUGGAAGACUUGAUUGAUGAGAAUGCUCUUGAGGACGAGGACGACUUGUAUGCAGCGGUCUAUGGGUUGGAAGAAGACUACGCAGGAGGAGAGAUCUAUGAAGACCUCAUGAGGACUGAGCAGCAUCCCCCAUUGCAGGCAGAGGUGGAUGUCCGCAGCUGCUGCCUCACAGAGAUCAAACAGACGGAGGAGAAAUACACAGAGACCCUGGAGUCCAUCGAGAAGUAUUUCCUGAAUCCUCUGAGGAAUUUUUUCUCUGCGGCUGAAAUCGACAAAGUUUUUGUCAAUAUUCCAGACCUGGUUAAAGUUCACAAGAGCCUGAUGGUCGAUGUGCAGGACUCCAUCUUAAACAAAAAUGCCCUAGAUCUCUACCAGAUUUUCAUCAGCUACAAAGAGAGACUGCUCAUUUAUGGGAUUUACUGCAGUCGGGUGGAGAUCGCCAUCGCUGUGUUAGACCUCAUUUGCAAAGAGAAAGAGGACGUUCGUCUAAAGCUGGAGGAGUGCUCAAAGAGAGCCAACAAUGGAAAGUUUACACUGAGGGACCUUCUGGUUGUCCCGAUGCAGAGAGUCCUCAAGUACCAUCUACUUCUUCAGGAGCUUGUCAAACACACUCACGAUGCUGCUGACAAGAGCAACUUGAAGAUCGCUCUUGAUGCCAUGAAAGACCUGGCUCAGUUUGUCAACGAGGUGAAGAGAGAUAAUGAGACUCUAAGGGAGAUCGACCAGUACCAGAGGUCCAUUGAAAACCUGAAUCAGUCUCUAAUCAGCUUCGGUCGACCAAAAGGUGACGGAGAGGUGCGCAUAAUCUCCAGUGUUGACAAGAGGAAACAGGACAGGCACAUCUUUCUAUUUGAUGUGGCUGUCAUUGUUUGCAAGAGGAGAGGAGACAACUAUGAGAUGAAGGACAUACUUGACCUCAACAACUUCAAGAUCACAAACAACCCCACCUCGGACAGAGAGAGUAAAAAGUGGUGCUACGGGUUCUACGUGACUCACCAGCAGGGGCACGCAGGCUUUGAGCUCUUUUUUAAGACCAGAGAGCUGAAGAAGAAGUGGCUGGAUCAGUUUGAAAUGGCCAUAUCAAAUAUCCGACCGGAGAAAGCCAACCACAACACCCACCAGUUCAUAAUGCACACCUUUGAAAGGAUCACUUCCUGUAGUCACUGUCACCUGUUGCUCAGGGGCAUCUUUAACCAGGGUUAUCUCUGUCUAAAAUGUGGACUGGGGGCUCAUAAGGAGUGUCUUGGUCGACUGGGAAUCUGUGGGAGAACAGAUUCUGCCAAGCCGAAGCCCAAGGAGAUCACCACACCACCAGAUCCAGGUUUACCCAGGAUGGUUGUGAUCAGAGACUACAGUGGCAUCCCCAGUCCCCAGUGCGGGCCCCCACUAAGCAUUCAUGCGGGGGAUGUCAUUGAACUGAUGUUUGCUGACCUGCACAGCUCCUGGUGGCAGGGAAAAAUUCUGGCGACAAGCAAGAUUGGCUUCUUUCCAAGUGACGCUGUGAGGCCUUGCCCAUGUGUUCCAAAACCUGUCGAUUACUCUGCCCAGCUCUGGUUUGCAGGGCCGAUGGAGAGAUACCAAGCUGAGGUGGAGCUUCUGGACCGAGGACACAGCACCUAUCUGAUUCGACACAGGAGCAAAGAGUGCACCGAAUACGCCAUUAGUAUAAAGUUCAACGAUAAAGUCAAGCACAUUAAGAUUCUGACCAAGGACUGCUGCUUUUACAUCGCUGAGAGUCGGCUGUUCAAGACCGUGCUGGACUUGGUGGAAUACUACAAGCAGCACUCUCUGAAGGAGGGUUUCAGCAGCCUUGACACCACUCUGCAGGUCCCCUAUAGGGAGCUGUCCAAUGGAAACAUGCCCAAGGCCAUUACCAAGGCUGGCAGUGUGUUUUCUCCCAGGGUUGUCGGUAUCGCAGUGGCACGCUAUGACUUCUGCUCCAGAGACACACGGGAGCUCUCCCUGCUGCAGGGAGACAUCAUUAAGAUCUAUACCAAGAUGUCCAAUGGGUGGUGGAAGGGAGAGGUCGACGGCAGGAUGGGCUGGUUCCCCUCGACCUACGUGGAAGAGGAGGACUGACUUUGCGGGCUGAAUGACAUUUAAUUUGGCGUCCAUUCAAAGCCAACCACCUCCAGCGAGCGCCGUGCUGCUCGGCCACUCUCUGUGCCCCGCGAGUCAGAUCUCUUUGAUAAAAACCCAGAGACUCGGACUAAAGAGGAAGUGGCGGUGCCCCUCGAAAACCUUCUCCUGCCCUCUGACAGACUCUCACACGGAGCAGAUGUCAAAUCACAGAUUCCAGGAGCGUCACACCAUAUCUCGCCUCUCUGCGGCCCUGUCUGGCCCCGCGGCCCACUGGGAAGUGCAUGUGCUGUACCCAGAUAACCCUCCCCCUCCUGCUCACCUUGUCUUAUUAUUGAUGGCUCCAUUGGCUGGUGUGAGACUUGCCUUCACUGUCAUCAUGUUUCAAUACCAAGGAAAGGCUCAGUCACCCAACUGGAACACAGAUUCUGCUGACAGCGCACCGCCCAGGUACCGCACCAAAUUGAAAUGCAGGAGCGGAGGAGCUUCGACUGUUGGAACACCAUAGCCCUCUUGGCUGUUCAGACUUUUGUGUUCAACUUUCUGUCUAAGACUUUUAUUUUUAACAGUUUAAAUCACUGGACUGAUAUAAACUUUGUGAUAUUUAAUACAAUCGGUGAAUUGUGAUUUGAUGAUGUUUUUAAAAAAAGGAUGGAAAGCUUUCAGUACCACAGCGUGAAGGAUUGAUCCGUCAUGCACGUGUGGCGUGUUUGACACCUUUAAGUGAAGUGAUUUAGUCAUAUCAUUACAGCACAACACGUCCGAAGACAAAGUAGUAGAUAAUGUUGUUGUUGGAAAGUGUUGAAAUCCACCGCUGAUAAAGCUAUGUCUCCAAGAUUUGA